UUCAUAUGACUGCGUGGAGAAAGGGACCACUGCAAGCCACUCUCUGACCAAGCCUUCUCUGCUGCUGAGUAGAAAAACACAAAUGUCAACUUCCCCACCAACCACUUGUGAUUGGAUGCUGCUGGUUGAACAGAAGAAUAUAAAUGUUCGGGUUACGACCAUGGAUGCUGAGCUGGAGUUCGCCAUCCUGCCCAGCACCACCGGCAAGCAGCUCUUUGAUCAGAUUGUGAAAACUAUUGGACUGAGGGAAACCUGGUUCUUUGGACUCCAGUACCAGGACAGCAAAGGCUUCUCCACCUGGCUCAAGCUGACCAAGAGGGUGACCGCCCAAGACGUGAAGAGGCACAAUCCUCUGCUGAUCAAGUUCAGGGCCAAGUUCUACCCCGAGGAUGUCGCCGAAGAACUGAUCCAGGAGGCCACGCAGCGGCUCUUCUUCCUGCAGGUGAAAGAGAGCAUCCUGAAUGACGACAUCUACUGCCCGCCUGAGACGGCGGUGCUGCUGGCCUCCUACGCGGUCCAGGUCAAACACGGGGAGUACAAGGAGGACUACCACGUCCCGGGAUACCUGUCCAAAGAGAAGCUGCUGCCGCAAAGGGUCUUAGAGCAGCACAAGCUGAAUAAGGAUGAGUGGGAGGAAAGAAUCCAGGUGUGGCAUGGAGAGCACAAGGGAAUUCUGAGGGAGGAUGCCAUGGUGGAGUACCUGAAGAUGGCUCAGGAUCUGGAGAUGUAUGGAGUCAAUUACUUCAGCAUCAAAAACAAGAAAGGUUCGGAGCUGUGGUUGGGAGUGGACGCUCUGGGCCUCAACAUCUACGACAAGGCGGACAAGUUGACGCCGAAAAUCGGCUUCCCGUGGAGCGAGAUACGAAACAUCUCUUUCAACGACAAGAAGUUUGUCAUCAAGCCGAUCGACAAGAAAUCCCCGGACUUUGUUUUCUACGUACCUCGCCUGCGCAUCAACAAACGAAUCCUGGCCUUGUGUAUGGGCAACCAUGACCUGUACAUGCGCAGACGCAAGCCCGACACCAUUGAGGUGCAGCAGAUGAAGGCCCAGGCCAGAGAGGAGAAGAACAAGAGGCAGAUGGAGAGGGCGCUGCUCGAGAGCGAGAAAAAAAAGCGACAAAACGCCGAGAAGGAAACAGAGAAGAUUGCUCGCGAGACCAUGGAGCUGAUGGAGAGAUUGAGACAGAUUGAGGAGCAGACAAAAAGAGCCCAGGACGAGCUGGAGGAGCAGACUCGCAGGGCUCUGGAGCUGGAGAAGGAGAGGACCAUCGCGCAGGAGGAAGCCGAGAGCCUGGACAAGGACCGCAGAGCUGCCAUGGAGGCCAAGGCUGCGCUGCUGCAACGCUCAGAGAGCCAGAUGAAGAGCCAAGAGAGCCUGGCCACUGAGCUGGCGGAGCUUACCUCUAAGAUCUCGCAGCUGGAAGACGCCAAGAAGAAAAAGGACGAGGAGGCGAAGAGAUGGCAGAAAAGGGCUCUGAUGGUAGAGGCUGAUUUGGAGCGAACCAAAGAGGAACUGAAGACUAAACUCAUGGGUGUCCACAUCCAGGAUUCAGUCCACUCUCAUAUGCACGAUCACGACGAGACAGAUGAGAGCAGCGCCGAGGCCAGCGCCGAGCUGACGUCUCCCGGGAUGGUCCGAGACCGCAGCGAGGAGGAGAGAGUGACCGAGGCCCAGAAGAACCAGAGGCUGCAGAAAAACCUGAAGUUCCUGUGCGCUGAGCUGGCGGAAGCGGCAGACGAGAGCAAGAAGACCCCCAACGACCUCAUCCACGCUGAGAACAUGAGGGCGGGCCGCGACAAAUACAAGACCCUGCGGCAGAUUCGCCAGGGCAACACCAAGCAGCGCAUUGAUGAGUUUGAGUCCAUGUGAGGUGGUCGGCGGUCCGCCGGCGCAGGAUGGUAGAGCCACAUAACUCGAUCAAUGGGGUUGGAUUUAGACAACUAGGAGCUGAUUUGUAUGAGGAUUGAAUUACAGAAGAACUAGAGAACACAUUUAUCAGCUGCUGAACAUGGUCCCUGAAAGGUCCGUUGAUUCAUGGGCAUGUCUACAAUACUAUCAGCAUCUUACACCUGUAAUUUCUAAAAUCGUUUCUCCAA
Molecule: messenger RNA, 2097 nt
Organism: Synchiropus splendidus (mandarinfish)
Lineage: Eukaryota; Metazoa; Chordata; Actinopteri; Syngnathiformes; Callionymidae
Product: moesin-like
Exons: 15
Coding region: 83-1870 (595 amino acids)
Biological process (GO): positive regulation of protein localization to early endosome; regulation of cell shape; regulation of organelle assembly
Cellular component (GO): adherens junction; cytoskeleton; filopodium
Molecular function (GO): cell adhesion molecule binding; actin binding
Source: RefSeq, a predicted model, not a curated record